Molecule: messenger RNA, 10323 nt
Organism: Pocillopora meandrina
Lineage: Eukaryota; Metazoa; Cnidaria; Anthozoa; Scleractinia; Pocilloporidae
Source: the annotation of a GenBank genome assembly
AUGACCUUUCAAAUAGGUAGUAAUGUAGUGGUGAACAAAUUUCUCGGCGCAUUCUUCAUGGCAAACUCGUACCAAGGUCGCUUACACGCGAACAUUACCAAUAGUUACACAUCAAUCACUCUCCUCGGAGUGAAAAGAUCGGAGAUGGGAAGCUUCACGUUAAAAAUAUCAUCUCAACCAAAUAUGGUUUCAACUUCAACUACAGUGGAGAUUUCAGUACUGUGUAAGUACAAAGUACCUAUGAAAACAAGAUUACAACAGCACACUAAGAAAAUCAUAUCAGCAGCCUUAAACUUUGUCACUUAGACAAUUAAAUAAUAAAUGAUAGUUCUAACUUAUAAGUUGAACAUUGAGCCAUACCUGGACUGGCGGCUCUAGUUUACCGUGCGGUGUUUGUAAGAGUAAUAAUGUCGCAUUUAAAUAAUUGGGUAAAUUAUUUGCUCGAUUUUGAUAUGUGUGAUUUACAACCCUAGUUUACCAUUUUUUUCUUUAUUUUUUAGGUAUCGUCAAAUUAUAAAUUUACGAAGCAUUGAUGGGGUAGUUACAUAGCGGGUGUUUUUUAAAUGCUUCCAAGUAACUAGGAAACGGCAUAGUUUGGUUAUGUUUUAACAAACAACAAUUAAUGAAAUUUCGGUAAACAAGCAUAGUAAACAACUAAAAGUGGUGUUAGGGUAAAAAGAGCCUCCAGGGGAACUCUAGAUAAAGAAGCACACACACAGAUCAUUGUACUUCAUAGAUGAUGUCCUUUUCUGCACCAAAAAAAUCAGUCGAGAUAUUGUUGGUUAUUUGCAGAUCAACCGGAGAUCGUCCUUCAUCCCUUGAAUGCCACAAAAGUGGAGGGAGAAAAUAUCACUUGGUCUUGUAACGCUACAGGAAAUCCAGAACCGAAUAUAUCAUGGAUCUUUUACGGUUCUCACAUAAAUACAACUUACAAUCCUAGGAUUGCUUUUUCAAAAGGCAGACAGAAAAUGACGAUAACAAGUAUUAUCAGAAUGGAUAGCGGGGAGUACCAAUGUAUGGCGACCAAUAUGCUCGGAAAUGUUUCUUCCCGAGUGGCUACACUUGAUGUAUUAUGUAAGUACAAUUUGUCAUAAGGGAGACAAUUAUUUUAUCACUUUGCAUGGAUGAGAAAUUUCUUUCAGAUUUUAAGAAUGCAUGGAAAUUUUUGAAGAUGAAGUGGUAAAUGCCUUGUAAGUAACAUUUACUAAUUAAAUCACGGGGAGACUGUAAACCAUUUAUGGCCAAAAACAAUUAUUUGGACUAAUGAGUUUCCAAAGUCAUGAGGUCCAACGUACUAACCAAAGCUCAAGUCUCUCAUUUCAUUUUAUAUUCACGUGCACUUCUUAAACCAACAGAUUCCUCAUCAUUUAUUUCGGUGCGACUUUCAAUUUUAUUGCAUGAAAAUUGGAAAAAAGGAAUUUGUUUCAAAAUUGUUCGCUCAUUUCAUUGCCUGUGACAGAUGACUAUGUAGAAUUCCUUGAGGAACUAGGAGUCACGUUGAUUGAAUAUCUUACACUAGCGUGAGAACCUCUUAAGAGCGUGUCCACGAGAGCACCGGGCAGUUGUGUUACAUGCCAUCUCACCGAUUUCAGUGAAACUUUUCCAGUUUAAAGGGUCUACCCCGAAACUAAAAAAGACAAACUGUUUUGGUUUUUUCCAAGGGGAGAUAGACCAUCCCCCCCCGUUUUUUCUUGGUUUUCACCGAGGAAAUCGCUUCAAAAUAGGUAAAAUGUUUGAAGCUCUCACUGUGAUGGUAUUUAACCAAUUACUCUGAGAGUUUGCACACAUAUUAUUACAUCCUUAGUUAAUGACGGCUUGUCAAUCAACAUAGGCAAAAAUACGACUGCGUUUUUAGACUUUUUGAUUCAUCCAAAUAUUUGACAACUUUGAGGUCAAAUAUCUCCCGUUGACAGAAAGCUACAAGACUAAUCUUAAUUACCCUUUAUAACCCAUUAUUUCAUCUAUGAAAAUCAUCACAAAUAUCUUUGGGCACUACCUUAUUUUUGUCUUAGAUGCCUUUUAAAUUCUGCGACUGUGACAAGUUUCUCUCAACUACAGCUGUCACGCAAUUCUUGCUCUAGGCGGUCACUUGACUAAAUAAACCUACAUUUUUUAUACAAGAUGAUUGAUCAAGAAAGGUGAAAAAUGUGAAAAACUUUCGAGAUUUUUUGUAGGAAUGGAAAAUUUCACGUUUAGAGAGAUGCAUGUAGGCGAAAAAUCGAAGAGAAAAUCGUAGCGUUUCUUUCUUCAGUCGUUUAUUACUUUGGAGAUUUGCUAAAAUCAGGAAAUAGGGCUUUUGUACAGAACAAAAUAUUAAUUAGCCUGUAAUUUGAUUGUCUAUUAUCAUCAUCGCAAGUUUACAGUAAGGAAACUGAAACAGGAGAUAUAUAGCACCCUUUCGAAUUUCUCUGGGUGGUGUCGGGCUUAGGUGUAUAGGUCUGGCUCAAAAGAUAUCUGCACGCUGCAACACAGGUUUCUAUGUUUUCUCCUUUUUCUUUAUUUGUAUUUUUAUUCUCUUCCUUUCAUUAUCACACAUUUAUGUUUUUUUAUUCCCUCAACGCGUUCCCUCAGAUUCGGAAGUAGGCUAUGAAAAGUAUAAUAUUGACCAGAACUGAAAUCCUUUUCUAUCACUAUUUGUUUCCGAGAACCCCCGUUAUUUAUAACUUUAUUUUUCAAGAGAAUGUAUUUUUAUUUGCUAUUUAUUUCCAUUAGAACAUGAAACUAGGUCCUCGUGACUCACAAAAACUGUGUUUGCGACAACAUCAAUUGAGAAAUCAAAGGCAAUUACGCCUGAGAAAUUCGCUUUUAACCUUCUAGCCGUAUAAGGCAAAUCCAUGUGAUGAAACGUGCUAAGACCUCUGUAAAGUAGAGAUAUUGCAUGAUGUCGAGGGGUCAAAUAUUUACACUGAAUCUGUGACCCUCAAACGGAUCACGUACUCGAGCGUGUAACGUCCGGAAAAUGUCACGCAUGUACAACACCGAAGGCACACCUGGCGAAUUCUAUCAACUGGCUUCGAUAGUAAAGAGGCAAAUUAUUUACUAUUUGUAUAUGAGCAAGCUUAUUUACCCUACUUGAAAAAUCCUUGAUAAAGUCUACUAUUGUCAGACGAAACGCGUGGAAGACAAAUACAAGUUUUUACUUUCUCAGUUCGUGCAGUGAUGCUCAAUAGUUUGUUCCGUCAAAAACCCUUUUAAUGAAGUAACAUCGACCUCGGAAGAAAAAUUAAGCUCACCCUGACAUAAUCAACGGUUUGAUACCUUAAGUACCAAUUUAGGUACAUCAUUGGGCUUUGAUCACAAUAAUGAAAAAAAUGUGCGUUUCCUCACGCUAGCCACAUUUAUUCUUUGGAAAAUUAUGUUACUGGAGGGCGAAUGUCGCUUAGCUUGGCGCGUCUUUGACACCCCCUGAUAUUUGUUAAUUCACGCAGCGCUGGCCGACGAAAAUAAACGAGUUAAACCCCAUGAAAUUCUUGACAAAUGUUUUAAAAACUUUGUUCACCCUUGAUUUGCAUGCAGGAAAAAAAAGGCAAAUUCCGAACGGUAUUUCAGAACAUUCUAUUCACUGGUCAAUUUAUGAACUGCUUUAUAGCAGCCCGAGGAAAAAGCAAAAUUGAAACCACCGGCUUAUCGGUCAAAUGAAUUCCAAUUUUUUUCACCAAGGAGUUAGUAAGUUCAUUUUCCCCAGUAAAUUUAAGUGGGGGUCAAUUUUCUGUGACAGCCGAAGAUAGACACCUCUGAAACGUCUCUGAAACUCUUAAAGAGUUUACACUUACAUUGUUAAUCCUAUGUAGUGUAGGUGUAUCAGUUGUAUUACGUCUUCAUAGUGAUGCAUAUAAGAAAUCGAGUGUCUAAAAAGCCCUCAAUUCAACCUAACACUCGAAUUUAUAGAGUCAAGAUGGUGCAGUUGUCUUGUUAAUUUGCAACUAACUGUAGAACCAAAUUUUUCUCGCGCUGGCCAGGGACGGCAAGAGCUCAUACCUCUAAAUUCGUGGGUAUACAGCUUUAAAAAAACAUUUUAGAGACUUCGAUGUAUCCCAAACAUGCGUUUUGUCCGAGAGGAAGCUUAUUCUAGCGCGUAUUGGCCUAUUUGGAGAUUACGAAGGCCACGAUUUCACGAUAUACCUCAAAUAUCGUGCACAACUUGGUGUGAGAUUCAGACCUUCGGGUUCGUAAAUGCCAGUAUCCUCUUCAUAAAAAUCGGAGACAUAAAGUUGAGAGAGAAGUGAAUCUGAAGAUGGCAGAAGAAAUCAAAGCUUGUGGCGAGUCUUUCUGGUGGCAAGGUGACUAUAAACCUAAUAGAACGCGUAUUGUAACUACUAUCUUAGCGUCGGCAACGAACAAGGAAGAAGGGCAAGAAGAGCGCUUAUCUGAACAUCAGUUUUCCUAACUGGUGAUUUGUGACUGAGAUUAACUUUAUAUCAUAUGAUUGCCAGGGAUACACAGGUACUGUAUAGGCGCUCACAUAAAUAGAGGUGGCGAUCCUCCCUCUGACUUAAGAACUGCGAAAAGUUUAUAGCGCAAACCAACUAGCACAGUUUGGAGUAUAUCAGGUUCUCACUGGGCUCAUCACAUUAGAAACCUUCAGCAAACUAAUCGAAGAAGCGGGUGGUUAUCAGCAACGUGCACAGAUUUCUGAACGCGGGUCAUCGCGAGAACAAUAAAGCGAGAUAUUCUUGCUAAAAGGAAGGAUGUAUCAAGACGUUUCAGUCAUUGGCUGCCAUCCAAAAGUACCCUAACAAAGACAAACACAGUGAAGCUGACAAAAAAAAUCCGCCUAUGAUAAGAUCAAGAGGAAAUGAAUGAAGACCGGCUUGCCAUUCUAUAGGGGAUGGCUACGUUCAAAGUCGGACCUCAGGUAAAAUUCUGACGAACAGUCCCUAACUAGCCAAGUGGACUUUCGAUGGGCUCUUUGGAAAACACAAAAAACAGCCACGUUUUCUCAGAAAGCAAAGAAUUAUCUCCUAGACGUGUGCUGAACAGGGGAGGAAACUAGUAUGGCAACCACCUCUAAUGUGACUUCCCAAAUAUUGAUUUUAAGAGACGACACCAGCCAGAAAUGUUGUCUAAGACUGACCGGUUGAUACAGCAGCAAAUCGCUCGAUACUUCAGCCGGUUAUCUGCCGUAACAAAAAUUGGUUUAUUGACGAGGUCCCCCUCUGUUAAUAUGAAUGAGGACGAAGAGGCCGAUGCCAAUGAUCUAGCUUCAGAAGUCGAAACUGACCGAACAAGGCAGAAGAUAAAGAGGGACCUUGCAAAAUUUAGACGAAGACUGCAGGAGAAGGUACAGCUGCUAUUAAGCUAAAAUAAAAUAAAGAAAUUGGCAUCUCACUUUUCUUUCAUAUUUAUUGUCUUUACUCACGAAAAAACUGAUUAUGUCUUGGGAUUUCAUCAAGGGAGAUUUGCAGGAAGCCUACUGGUCAAAUUACUGCUGGCUCAUUCUUAAUAAAUUUUACAAGUCACACAAUUAAACGCCGGCAACACUCGAUCUAGAAAGAUGUAGAUUUCUGUGUAGUUAUAGAAUGCUUGAAAAAAAUAUGCAGAUAUUUUACGAUCGAAGUAGGCAAAUAAUCAUAGAAAUCUGCAGAUUAUUCUGAAAUUGUUAUCUAGCAGACAGCAUGAACAACGCGCUUGAAUAAUUCCUACGGAGAGUCUUCGGGUCACGCAACAGAUGUUAGCUUAGCAGAGGUCUGCAUGGAAAUGUUCGAUGGCGGUAAGUGACAACGACAACCCUUUUUUAAUUUUAUUUUCGGGAUAGAAGCACAGUUUUUAGUCUGAUAGAACUAUUGAUAUUUGCCCUCAAGCGAGAGCGCAGAAUUUCUCGUCUGUAAAGCCGAAGAUGUAGCACACUGGAACUUGUAGUAAUAUCAACCAACACACAGCAUGUGACUUUAAAAUCUCCUAAGAUGAGCGAUGAUGAUGAUAAACGAUCAAAUUAUAGACUAAUGAAUGUUUUGUGCCGUACAAAAGCCAUAUCUGCUGAUUUUAGCAAAUCUCCAAAGUAAUAAACAACUGAAGAAAGAAACGCUACGAUUUUCUCUUCGAUUUGUCGCCUACAUGCAUCUCUCUAAACGUAAAAUUUUCCAUUCCUACAAAAAAUCUCGAAAGUUUUCACAUUUUUCACCUUUCUUGAUUAAUCAUCUUGUAUAAAAAAAUGUAGGUUUAUUCGGUCAAGUAACCGCCUAGAGCAAGAAUUGCGUGACAGGUGUAGUUGUGAGAAACUUGUCACAGUCGCAGAUUUUAAAAGGCAUCCAAGACAAAAAUACGAUAGUGCCCAAAGAUUUUUUUGAUGAUUUUCAGAGAUGAAAUAAUGGGUUAUAAAGGGUAAUUAAGAUAAGCGUUGUAGCUUUCAGUCAACGGGAGAUGACCUCAAAGUUGUUAAAUAUUUGGGUGAAUCGAAAAGUCUAAAAACACAGUCGUAUAUUUGCCUCUGUUGAUUGAAAAGCCAGCAAUCAAAUUGACUGAUACUUGCGGCGGACAUUAAUUAAGGAUGUAAUAAUAUGUGUGCAAACUCUCAGAGUAAUUGUUUAAAUAGUAUCGCAGUGAGAACUUCAUACAUUUUACUUAUUUUGAAGCGAUUUCCUUGGUGAAAACUAAGAAAAACGGGGGGGGUUGGUCUAUCUCCCCCUGGAAAAAACCAAAACAAAAACCAGUUUGUCUUUUUGAUUUUUGGGGUAGACCCUUUAAACUGGCAAAGUUUCACUGAAACCGGUGAGAUGGCAUGUAGUACGACUGCACGGUGCUCUCGUGGACACGCUCUUAAACAUUAUCACAUUUGAGAGCCUUAGGGAAACCUUCAGUCUUUGGCGCAUUUUACAUUUUAUCCACUCAAAUAACCCUCUACACCCUUGUAUCAGUAUUCAUAUUUUCCAUACUGUUCUUUAUACAUUUCCUAAGGUGCUUAUAAAGGGAAUCCGUAUAACAAUCAAAAGCUUCGUUAGUUGGUGAUCAUUUCUUUUCAUAUCAUGACCUUAAUGUUCGAUUCAGGGGUGCUAUUUAAAGGAUAAAUUAGAUGCUAGUCUCUCUUAGGAGUAUAAGGGUUAGAAUCCCAAUCAAAAUGUGAUUGAUUGGCACUGCUAUAUGUUUAAUCAAUGAACAACUUGUUCAUUUGAUAGGUGCGUUAUGUCCAUGUACUAGUUACAAUCUUUAUUUUAUUACUUAAGCUUAAGGUAUCAUAACGUCAUCUGCUCGUGCUUUGAACUGAACAUAUUUUAGAUCAAUCUAUGACUCGCAGUCUCCGCCGUUUCAAAUUUUGUUCCCCAAUUGGGCUGCUUCGACUUCUAAGGGACAGAUCUACCUCUUUUCGAGGCAACUGAAAAUGGUACUUUCUUUUCUAUAAUAUGAUCUGUUGAUGAUUUUCCUUGUCUCAUUUUAACGACUAUAGAUAAACCCGAGAUCAGCCCUUUUCCACGAAUGAUUCAGAGAACCGAAGGAGACAAAAUGAUUUUAUUUUGCAACGCCACUGGAAAUCCAAUACCGACAAUAUCAUGGACCACAAAUGGAUUUUCCUUGGACACUAAUAACAGUUCCAGAAUUAAGUUGUCUUACGAAGGAAAGCAACUCACUAUAAGAAUGUGAGCAGAACAGACAGUGCAGUGUACCGAUGUGUCGCGGAAAACAGUCCUGGAAAUGUUACGUCCAGUGGCACUACCUUGGAAGUGCAUUGUAAGUAAUGAGGAUUUUUAAUAAAUGAAACCUGAAGUUUUUCUUGUGUAACUGAGAUGGUUCAUCUUGCUUUCCAAGCAAAAGUCUCACUUGGCCUUAAAAGUUUACAAGUUUACCUUUAAAAGUUUACCUUUAAAAGUUUACCUUAAAAAGUUUACCUUUAAAAGUUUACCUUAAAAGUUUUUUCUGCCUGACGAGCGCUUAGGCGCGAAACUCGGAGUCACAGAGAAUCGAUGCGUCCUCUUUAAUCCUUUAACUUAUAUACAAACAUUAGAUCACAUAUUUUUGAACACCCAUCAGAGUCUCGUUAUCUUUAAAGUCUGAGGGACAACCAACUAUAGGGUCGAAAUGACUAAGCUAUAGAUAAUUAUGCUCCUUAAUUGACACUGGCUUGAAAGGCGUAGGACAAGUUGCCUAAUGGGCCUUAAUAGGCGGAAAGAUUCUUAUUUCAUUAUCAGUGUCAAAACGGUGCGGAACUGAAUUAAUGAUUCUUAAAAAUAUAAGAUAUUUAUUAGUUAUAUAUGAAAUUUAUGCUUCGUUUUUUUUUUUUUUUUUUUUUUUUUUUUUAACAUUUUUUUUUAUUUUCACUUAAAGCACAAAUACUAGAGUAAUACAAACAAAUACAAAGUUAAUUACACUAACGCUUACGCUACUCACUAACACUAAUUACGAAAUACUGCAUUACAUUACAUUCACAGUCGGCUAGAUUUAAUUUAUGUUGUGGUUAUAUAAUAAUAUAAGCCUAAUUUGUACAAAUACUUCUACAUCAAAUUCCUUUUUUGGUAGAACGACUGUAUAUACAACUGCGUCUAUAACUGUUAAUACCCGAUACUCAUCUAUUGAGUUACAAUAACAUGUUUUCCCAUUUUUUUAUAAUGAAUAGAUUCUUUUUUAUUCUUUUUUGCAAUCAAAAAUUCAAAUUUCCGAGUUUCAGAUGUUUUAGCCUUCAGUAAGGAUACAGACAGCUUGAUAUUUUUACAACGACAUGAAUAAAUGGUAUAUUUUCCAAGAAUGAUUAUGUGAUUUUACAAACAAUUCCCAGGGUUAUUAUCGGAAAUACCAAAGAGGAUUGUUACCUCAUCAAGCUUAUCAAUUUUCAUAUUGUAAGUAUUUAACCAAGAAAUAACCGAAAGCCAAAAGUUUUUAGUGUAGGUACAGCUGAUUAGAAGAUGCUCAAGAGUUUCUUCGUGAUCUCCACAAAAGGUACACAUCGGAGAAGGAACCAAAUUCAUUUUAUAUAGGAUUUUAUUGGUGUAGAGAAUACGAUUUAAGAUUUUGUAUUGAAAGGCUCUCGUUCUGGCGUCAAGAGUGACUCGACCCGACAAUAGAUAAAUAUUUUUCCAGUCUAUAUUACCUGAAAUAUUAUAUACGGAAUUAAACUUAGAUUGGGCAGUCGGAGAAAUCUGGAUUCGUUUGACCAGAGUGGAAUAGAUUGAUUUUGAAGUCAUUCUAGUUAUAUCUUGAACAUCGUCUGAAACAGUUUUGUCAAUUCGGUUGUUAUUAUUCUCUCCAACGUUAAGGAGCUGUUUCCAGUUAGGCGGAAUGGCGGAAAAAAUUCCUUGUAGGAGUAAGUAAUCUGACAAGGAGAGAUUUUUCUCUCUAAAAGCGUCCCACCUUUUUAAUUUUGAGUCAUUUGAGAGAAUAUCUCCAAGUUUCACAAAACCUGCUUCUUUUAUUCUCUUGUUGUAUAUUGAUUUCUUGUUAAUCAAGAGGUUCUGGUUGUUCCAGAUAGUCACAUUUAAAACGUCCUGUUUUGUAGCUAUUAUAUCGUGAUUGCCAUUAAAGUCAGACAAAACUUCAAGACAUUCUUUAUAAAAAGAAGGUAGUUUACAGGGUAGGCGCGAUGGAUUGAAAUUGCACUGAAGCAGAAAACUGGUUCCUACAUUCGUAAGAUAAUGAGACAAGAAAACUUUCCACGGACUACUAUUAUCAUCUAAAUACCUUGCAAGACACACAAUUCUUUGAGUUUUAAUUAAAGAUUCAGGGUGAGGCAUUUUGAGGCCACCGUCUUCGUAUUCACUAAUUAAGGCUAGUCUUUUGACUAUUGGAAAUUUAAAUUCAUGGAACGGUAGGAAUCUCAUUUACCGUAAGCGCUCUAACGAGGCAUAGAAGGGCUACUUAGCUCCCUCACCAUUUGCAUGAGUUGCUUAUUGGAGAGGCGGACUUUUGUUUUCAUUAUGGAGAAGAGAGGGGGAAUGAGGACCAGUUCGAGAGGGGAGCCCUGUUAGUGCGUGAACUGUAGCCCAUGUGACGUUACAACAGAAUCAAUGCAAUCAGGAAAAAUUCAUGCAAAAUCUUUAGCUAAUCAUAGAUCUUCGGGAUGGAACUACUCCGUCUAAUUACAAAAAUACUCAAUCGCAGGUGAAGACCUUAUCGUUCACGUGGAGCACCAAAAUCACUUUUUUAAGAAAGGCUUAUCAAACUCAACCUGCUUCAUUUUUGUCUUAGAAAACCAGGAGCUCUCUUAUGCGGGAUAAAGUGUUUGUUCUAAAACUUUUACAAGUUAAAACUACUAACGUACUCUGUUUUAAGAAAAGAACAUUUAGCCUCUGUUGAAAAUACAAACGUUGCAAAAUGAAGCACCAGUUCACUCUGUCACUUAUGUUAAGAGGGGAAGUUGAAUAUCAAAUUUAACAACUCUUGCUGCUUUUUCACGCAGAG